Messenger RNA from Fusarium coffeatum, 1635 nucleotides. RefSeq lists its product as uncharacterized. NCBI's taxonomy places the organism in Eukaryota, Fungi, Ascomycota, Sordariomycetes, Hypocreales, Nectriaceae. The coding region runs from base 1 to 1635 and encodes 544 amino acids. The transcript has a single exon. The record is from RefSeq and is a predicted model, not a curated record.
AUGCAUCUUGUCGCAAGGAUGGACCAGGAUAUUCUCCAUGGAGGAUCAUUCUGGUCUCUCCAACCAAUCUUCCAAGCCGAAGUUCCCUUCUUCUGGCGGAAACGAAGACGUAUCUCCCUGGAGGAUCUACCAGUGGAGAUCUUCACUGCAAUCUGCCGCAAUCUAUGUGUGCAUUGUCAGCAUGCACAUGUUGUCGAUCUCCCGCCUGACGAGAUUGACCACGCCAUCGAGGCCCAGCAGGCAUUAUCACGGCUGAGCCGUACAUGUCGAAGAUUUCGCAAUACUGCGCAACCUAUCUUGUAUCACUGUUAUCACUCAGGGCGACAGUCUGACCCGUCAAGUAGUCCCGAGUGGCGGGUUGAUACGGAUGCUAGACUACGGGAGGUUGAGACUCUGGAGACGUUUCUUCGGACAUUACUCGAGCGACCUGACCUGGCGAAGCAUGUGCGGGCGUUGGCAUUCUUUGCUUUAAGAGAGGUUACCGCUCGUCAAAUCCCCCAAGCUACGCAGGAUCUAUUUCGACAAGCCGGUGAACGCGCUGGAUUCCGCGCUUUGCCCUCAUACGAGCAAGUUGACUCAAAGUGGCUACAAGAAGCCUCUAUCAUGGCUGCACCAUUUGUGGAGCAACUUCUCAUCUACAGAUCAUCUUCAGAGGGGUUACAGUACAUAAGAGACUCACCAUUCUAUCUACCAAAUCUCAAAUAUCUGGUAUUACCCGGCCAGGGGAAGAAUCCGGAUGAGUGCUGUCACAUACAACAAAUGCAGGAUGUCUUGGCCAAAGCACAAAACCUCGAGAUACUAGCAGCCAGUGAUGCCGACUGCGGAACAGAUAUCCCUUUACGUGAGCGCUUUCGAGCAGAGCCUUGGGACACUGCUCUCUCAAGCCUUCGCCGACUCUCACUUCAUGGCCUAGAUCCAGAAAAUCUGGCCAAAAUCCUUCGACGCAGCCCAGUCCUUGAGGACUUGGAGUAUUUCUGCGACAUGGACAAGUAUACGAUACUUCAGCAUAAUCAUCUCGUCCCUGUUAAAAAGUCAUUGCGACGGCUAUGCUACACCACCACGACAUGGGAACACACAUCCGGCGGCGCACAAGACAUCAUAGAACAAGUAUCCAUGUUCCUCCGCUGGGACUCUUCAUUGCGAGGUGAUGCCAGCUUCGUAAACUUCCCGCGUCUAGAGAUUCUAGAGAUAGAGCAACUUCUACUCUACGGACCUGUGUUCGACGAUGAAGAAGAGCGACAACGACGCUUCGAGUCAAUGAGAGACAUCGGCCCUGAAAUAUUUAUGGCCAGUCUUCCCUCAUCAUUACGCAUCCUCCAUAUAGGAAUGGUGCUUGCAUGGCCAGAGAUGCAUCGCGAUUUAUUGGGCAUGGCAGAGAAGAUAUACCGAUUCCCAAACUUGAGUGUUGUUGCUGUGGACCCUUAUGAAGCACCACCGAAAGAGCAGAUCAAGGAACUUGGGGAAAAGUUUGGAUCGAAGGGAGUCACUUUUAGGAUUGGACAAACGACGCAGGUGCCGUUUGGCAGGGGUAUGUUGGGUGUUAGGCCAGGCCAUCCAGGAAGAUCAAGUGAGAGGGACCUCAAGUUCCCGUUGAAUCAUGAGAAUCAUUCAUACUUGGACCUUUUAGAUUUCUAA